Messenger RNA from Pseudopodoces humilis (Tibetan ground-tit), 1406 nucleotides. RefSeq names its product early activation antigen CD69-like. The record is from RefSeq and is a predicted model, not a curated record. NCBI's taxonomy places the organism in Eukaryota, Metazoa, Chordata, Aves, Passeriformes, Paridae.
GUCUGCACUUGUGCUGCAGAUGCUGCUGCAGCGUUCUCGAGCAGCAGGGACAGGGCAGGACUGGCCCGGCACUGCCGUCCUGUGCCUGGAGAACCGCAGGGCCGGAACCAGCCGGGGUGGGUCUCUCGUCAUGGGCCAUUAACCUUCAGUCUUUGUCAUUUCGAAACUCUUCCUGGGUCGGAACUCUGAAAGGCUUUUUCUGCACUGUUGAUGACUCAGGAAACCAGUGUUUUUUAUUCCAAGCCAAGAGAGCCCAGCUGUGAGCUGGAGGAGAGGGAAUCCUGCUCCUGUCACAGGGUUCUGAUUGAGUUCCCGGGUCUCCAGCAUGUGUCAGCAGCCAGGGUUGCACACUUGCCUCGGGAGCAAGAAGCCGCUUGUCCUAAGCAGAAAGGUGUUGCUGCUGAAUGUGCAAUGGGUGAAGAUGUGGAGAAUGAGCUCUGCUGCAGCACUGGGAGUGGGAAGGAGCACCUGAAGUCCCAUAACAGAUCAGAAGCUGUGAAUGUAAAGAAGAAAACCCUACGGUUUCUGGGCCAGUGGACCAGAUCCAAUCCGAAGGUGGCCCUGGCCGUGCUUGUGAUCCUGGUCCCGACUUUGGUGGUGCCCUUGGCUUUACAGUCAGGGGGAAGACAAACAGAAAUUCCAGUUGUUCCUGACACUUCGCAGCUGCUGGCCUGUCCAGAUGGAUGGAUCGGGUACCGCAGGAUCUGCUACUUCCUCUCAAAGGAUCACUGCACCUGGGAUCAGGGUCAGGCUCAAUGCUCUGAGCUCGGGGCCUCCCUGGCUGUGCUCAGGGAUGAGGAAAUGGAGUUCCUCUUUGACCUCAGCAGGAAGGUCUGUCACUGGCUCGGGCUUCGCAGACUGGGAGAGCAGCUUCAGUGGGUGGAUGGCAGCAGCUUCAACUCCUCGGUUCCUGUCCUGGGCAAUGGAGUGUGUGUGUACCUGGCUGAGAAUAAACUCAGGAGCGUAUUCUGCUCAAAUCCAAUGCCCUAUCUCUGCAGCAGACCCCAAACUCACUUGUAACGGGAGUUGGACAAAGCACCUUCUCCACACUGGGCGGUCACAGCUUCACCUCUUCCCUCCCAGCCCUGGGAUGCCCUUCCUCAGCUGCAGCGUCAGCCUUGCACAGACCCUUGGGGUCACCUCAGUGCCUGAUCUUGUGAACAUCUCAGUGUUUGCUCUCAGGGUCACCUUGAUAGUAGAAGGUCUUAAAAUCUUAGAAAAUUUGGGGACUUAGAAAGAAAGUUAGGUUUGGAAAGCCCUGGGAAAAGUAGGCCCUGGGAAAUGUUAGGCCUUGUGCUUGCUAAAGAUCAGGUGAAACUGCGCCUGUGUAAGCAGUAGGUGAUCAUGAUACAAUUGUUAGAUAUGAUUAGAUAUAAUUAUUGUUUAAAGAACAUCAGGAACAAUGU